CCCUCUGCCCCGCCGCCUUCCCCGCCCCACCGGCCUCUCCACCGCUGUCCAAAAGCCUCUGCUCCCCCACAGGCCCCGCUCCACGGCUUCCCCAACCCCAUGGGCCAUCCCUGCCCCGCUGGCUUCUCCACCACUGCCCAAAAGCCUCCUCUGCCCCCACGGGACCCCGUUGCGCCCCCGCCUCAUGGCCGCUCUGCUCCGGCGCUGCCGCUCCACCCCGCCUCAGCAGCUGCCCCAGUUGCUCCCCCACAGCUUGUCACCCCCGACCCACCGUGUCCCCGUCCCACCCACCCACACUGCCCCCCCGUGACUGCCCCGGCCUCUGACACCCCCUCCCUGUGGGGGGGGUCCUGUGCAGCAGAACAGCCCCCCCGCCAUGGUCUUGUGCUGUGGGGCUCCCCACCCGGAGCUGCCAGCGCUGGAGUUGCCUUCACAGGCGGCCGCGCUGCCAAGGGACAGCCCGAGGGACCGUUCCUCGUGAACGAUCGCAUGAAUCAUGGAGAAGUUUGGCAUGAACUUUGGAGGCGGGCCGAGUAAAAAAGAUCUUGUAGAGACGAUUGAAUCGCAGAAGAAGCAGCUUCUUCAGUACCAGAUGAGGCUGAAGGAUGUCGUCAGAGCCUACAAGAGCCUCCUCAAGGAGAAGGAAGCCUUGGAAGCCAGUUUGAAGGUGUUGUCCGUGUCUCACGAGGCAGAUGUCGGCUUGAGCGGCGCUCAGCCUGUGUCCGGGGCCAGCUCCGGCUCUUCCUUUGCCGAUUCGGCGGACGACCAGAGCUCGGUUCACAGCGAGGACAGCGCGGGGACGGCCACCAGCGCAGACACUGCCGCCAGCCUGGCCAGUACGAAGGGUGAACCGGGGCCUGAGGAUGACAAACCUGCGGCCGCCGGUUCCUCUCUUAAAUCAGAAGAGACAAGCGGCUCGGAGAGCGGCGUCAGCACGAGCAGCGGGGACGUGCCGCCUGCUGCCGGCGAGGCUGAUAGAAGAGUGUUCCAGCUGAAGACCCAGCUGGCCACCCUGACCAGCGCCCUGGCCACGGUCACGCAGGAGAAGUCCCGCAUGGAAGCCUCCUACCAAGCUGACAAGAAGAAGAUGAAGCAGGACCUGGACGACGCCAUCAAAAAAGCAGAAAAUGAGACCGAGAAGUUGGAGACGGAGCUGAAGUCCAUCCAGGAACAACUGGCCGAGACCAAAGCCCGUCUGAUCACGCAGCAGCAUGACCGAGCCCAGGAGCAGGGCGACCACGCUGUGAUGCUGCGUGAGCUCCAGAAGCUGCUGCAGAACGAGAGGACGUUGCGCCAGGACACGGAGCUGAAGCUGGAGGAGACCCGGGAGGCCUUGGCCGGGAGGGCGUCUGUGGCCGACCGCGCCGAGGGCUACGAGCUGCAGAUCAGGCAGCUGAGCCAGGAGGUGGAGGACCUGAAGAGAGAGCUGCAAGCUGUUCAGGAGCAGAACGAGAAGCCAGACCCGCGGAUACAGGGUCUGCAGGAGGAGAUGAGCAGCCUGAAGAACCACUUCCAAGCACAGCUGCUGCAGGAGAUGAGGAAGACGGCGCAGGCAGAGGAGCAGCUCCGCCUGCAUGCCCAGAACGAGGAGCGGCGCGUGGCCGACCUGGAGGGACAGGUGUCCCAGGUGUCCGAGCUCCUGGGCACCUACGAGAAAGCCAAGCAGAAGGACCAGGCGGUGAUUCAGAAGCUCAAGGACCGCAUCGUGCAGCUGGACCUGGAGAACAAAACCCUGGCCAUCGCCGCCUCCAGCCGAGCCCCCGCCGAUGUUCACCUCGAAGAAACCAACCUCGACGUGAAUGUUCUAAAGGAUAAAAUGGAGAAGCUGAAGAAGCUCUUGCAGGCGGCCGCUAAGAAGAGUCAGCCGGCUCUGGACAUCGAGAAGCUGUGCGAGCUGGAGCUGCCCAAGGGCAGCGAGGCCGGGGACGGCGAGAAGGCCACGGCUUUGUACUACCAGCAGGAGCUGAAGCAGCUGAAGGAGGAGUUUGAGCGGUACAAGAUGAGGGCGCAAGUGGUUCUCAAGAACAAGUCGGCCAAAGACGGCAACGUGGCCAAAGAGCUGGAGGAAGCGCAGGAGCAGCUGGCGGACCUGAAGGAGAAAUAUGUCGCGCUGCAGCUGGCUGCUGAGGACACGGAGAAGCGGCACCAGCAAGACAUGGAAGCCAAGAGCAAAGAGCUGUCCCGGCUGCAGCAGACUCACAAGCAGGAAUUAGAGCGGUGCCAGCUGGAGUACAGGGAGCGGGCGCUGAAGCUGGAGGAGGAGAUGCACAAACAGCGGGACCGAGCUCUGGCUGUGCUGGCGGAGAAGGACCAAGAGCUGGAGCAGCUGAGAUCCCUCACGCUGCCCUACGGGCUCCAGGGAUCCAAAAACUACCUGGCGUCGGGGACCACGAGCAGCGACUCGCCAGGGAGCGAUUCCUCAGAGAUCCUCCCCCAGGCCCUUCACCUCUCGGCCAGCAGCGAGCCCACCUUCUUCUUGUACGCAGAGCAGCUGGCUCGCAAAGAAGUGGAGAUCGGGGCGCUGAGGAAACAGAAGCACAAGCUGGAAAUGCAGGUUCAUCAGCUCCAGGAGAAAAUCUUGGUUGAGGAGGAGAAGCACCGGGAGGAGGUUUCCACACUUCACAGCGAAAUCGAGAAGAACUUCAGAGAUAAGAGCAGGGAGGGGGCCAACCUGGAGUACCUCAAAAACAUCGUGUUCAGGUUUCUGACGCUGCCGGACUCCCUGGGGCGCCAGCAGACCCUGACUGCCAUACUGACUAUCCUGCAUUUCAGCCCCGAGGAGAAGCAGGCCAUCGCCAAACAGUCGGCCUCCGGCAGCUGGUGGCUUUCUGGGAAGAGAUGAGAUGCUGCGUUUUAUUCCCGGCUGCUUUUCCGGAGCCACACGUUUCUGGUUAUUAACUCAGACCACUUCACUUGUGGUGGAACCUGUUUCCAACCGUGUGAUGGAGCAGGGACCUUCCAGCAACAAGUUGGGCUUAAACUACUGCUCUUGGUACUAAUUGAAAGUGGGAUUGUGCCAACUGUUCCGGUAGGAUCACAGCGGGAGCUGGUGUGAGAAUUUGCUCCCAGUUGGAACUUGAUUAAAGAAAAAAACCUGAAGAUCCUGAUGCUUUUUUAAACACCAUUUUUAAGGAGUCCCUGCGUGUCGCGUGUAGGGUGAAACUCGCUUCUGUCUUCAAACAGCAGGCAGGCUUGUGACUGCAAGAUUUCAAAUCACAUCGGAGCAAGAGCUGAAUGCCUGCAGGACCGAUGAGCCUUGACCACCAGCAUCAUCAAAACGCCAAAAAUCUGGAGCGUUUUCUCAAAAGGUUUUGUAUUUUUAACCUAGAGCCAAUUUCCAGCAGUGAUAGGGCAGCUCCCGGGGGCGCCGGGGCCGGUCCCGCGGCACCAGGUGUGUCGGUGCGUUACCAGUGCUGAGCAGGGUUCUCUCUGCACUUAUCGGGGUUUCCCAGGAAGGAGGAAAGAUGUCGUGAGUAUUUCUUCCCCACUAGUGCCAAACCAGCAGGUGCUGGGCAGCAGUUGGAGCGGAUACCGGGGCUUUCUGACCCCAUUUGAGAGCCAGGCUGGUGCAGAAAGCAGACGGAGGAGAGGCUGCAGUAGGGAUGCUGACCCUUCAGCAGUUGUUUUCGAGGCAUUUGGGAGUUGUGCUGAAGUUCUGGACGUUCCACGGUGUGGUUUUUAGAAGCAGGACGUUGUUCCUGCUGGGCCAGAGGAGGCAAGCGGAGCCUGACGUUCCUCUUGGUGUUUGCGGUGAGCGCCGGGUGGUGCUGAGCGCCUGGCCGGCUGCUGCGCGGACCUCCAGGUUUUGCCUCAUUCCUUGCAAACUGGUGAAGGCAGGAGGAGGAAAGCCAAACCGUCUGAAGCAGCCCUGCUUUGGUUGCGGUUCCUCCCGCCCGCGUUCCUGCGCGUUGCCGGAACCCAACGCCGCAGCUCAGCAGGGAGGUGGCUGGAAUGAGGCGUUCGAGUGGUUACAAGACUAAAACCAGAGCGUGUGUUUUGAAUGUUACUGGAGCGUAUGGGAAGGGUCCUCGGGCAGCUGUGAGCGGGGAAUGCAACGCUGGCACGGGAAAACUGUCCCCUCCGCCAUGGCAGGAACCUAACUUUCCUUUUGGUGUUUGUGCCUUGAGAGCCGGCAGGCUGGAGACGGGGAACGCGCUGUGUCACCCUCAGAGCCUGUGUUUUCACCGAUCGAGCCUGUAACUUGUUGCCUUCCCUUCACUUUCCAUUUCCCUCCUGCCCUGCCGAUGGUUGAGACCAGGGACACGGCGUCCCUGGGGUUCCCCUGUCCAGCCCCUGGGUGCUGGGGCCACUCGAGGACACCCAGCCCAGAGCCAGGGCUGCAGCAUCUCUCCCAGCGCCUGGGACAGGACCUGGCUCUGCAGGGUGACGCCUGAGGAAAGUGGCCGGUGGCCCCGGAGGGCUCGGUGGCCACGGCCGAGUCCUGGCUGGUCCCUGUGGCCAGGGGGACAAUGUUGGAGCUGAGGGCAGCUCGCACGGCGACUUGGGGUUCUGUGUGGGCAGUGGAGUGGGUUUCUGUGUCCAAAAUGUGCUCUGCUGCAGCAAAACUGCUCCCGAGGCCUGGGCAGGCGCCGACGCUCUCUGUGACAAAGGCUGCGCAAGGUCAGGAGGAAAAUAAAACUCAUUUCCCAGCUAUUGUGUGUCCUGUGAGCACAGAGCUCUCUGGAACGGGCAGGAGCGUCCCUGUGUCUCUGCGGAGCUGCGCGGGCCGGGGCUCCUGGAACGGCGCCCAUCGGGAAGCGUCAGUGCUGGGAUUUACGUGGUCACUGCUCUCCCAAAACCAGACGGGGACGUUUUGCUUCCAGAGGUGUCGGGCGCUUGCCUGCAGCGCUGGAACCGGCUGCUCCCGCCCGAGCUGCUGCCAAAGCUUCUAGAGCUUUCUCAGCUGCGUAGGCAAAAUCUCACUUGAGUUUUGGUUUUGUGCCCCUGCUUUGUUUUUAAUUAAAGCUUGGCUUAGUAAAGCACAACGUCCCAGGCAAUUCGUGUGCCCGGGGCGCACGGAGAGCUGGAGCGGCUGAGCGAGAUGGAGCCCUUUCCAUCCCUGUGCUGUGCCACCCGUCCUUGUCCUGCCCGGGGCCGAGUUCCUGGACUCUGCCCCACAAAUCCCGCCUCGCUGGCGGCGAGGGCGGCGCUCCCCCUAACACAACCCCCGCUGCCAAUUUCUCCUCGCAAAAUCCUCAGGGAAAACGUGCCCCUGUGUCUGCUGGAGGUCCCGGGAGCGGUGACAAAGCCGAGCGGUCACCCACUCCAUCCAUCAGCUGAACGUUGUCUCUGUGCAGAGAGCGGGCUGAGAGCAUCUGCGGGACCCACGUGCGGCUCUGGUGGAGGCGACUGGGUGGAAAUGGGAGAGUUUGUUCCAGGGAGAGCUUGGUCUCGUGCUCCUCAGCUUUGAGAUGCUUCUCGACCAUACGAGUGUUGGCUCAGACGAGAGAUCCGCGCAGAAGAGCCCGGCUCGGAGCCCCCGUUUGGAAAGUGUGAAUGGAGUGCCGCCUCUGAGACCCCAGGGAUUGCUCCAGGCUCCUACAAGGGCUGAGGAGGAUGAGGGUUCCUCCAGCUUCGGCCUCGCUGCCCACGCUGAGCAGGGAUCCCCGUGUCCUUCUGGAGGACGCGCUGCCCCAGGGGAGACCCCGUGCCGGGGGGUCUGUGGUGUUGUAGGCACAGCAGGACAGACUCUGCUGUCCCGGGAACACUGACGUGGCUUUUCCCACCCGCAGCGCUGGGGUCUCCUGCAGCAGAAGUUUCCAGCCAAGCCGGAGAGAGCGCAGGAACAAACCAGGACCCACGCAGAGCUGCUGUAACCUCGUGCGGCUCUCCCCGUGCGAUUCCUGUCCCCACAGCCCCUCUCCUGCUCCUCGCCACAUCCCUCCCUCUUUCCUCGUGCAGCCAAUACCCUCCUAAAUAAAACUACAAGAAAAACUGUUUGAAGCAAA
Molecule: messenger RNA, 5948 nt
Organism: Columba livia (rock pigeon)
Lineage: Eukaryota; Metazoa; Chordata; Aves; Columbiformes; Columbidae
Gene: GCC1
Product: GRIP and coiled-coil domain containing 1
Exons: 3
Coding region: 497-2842 (781 amino acids)
Cellular component (GO): Golgi apparatus
Source: RefSeq, a predicted model, not a curated record